Beta vulgaris subsp. vulgaris (sugar beet) is the source of this 1674-nucleotide messenger RNA. Its product is annotated as SNF1-related protein kinase regulatory subunit gamma-1. The record is from RefSeq and is a predicted model, not a curated record. Bases 106 to 1404 code for a protein of 432 amino acids. The transcript has 6 exons. Lineage: Eukaryota; Viridiplantae; Streptophyta; Magnoliopsida; Caryophyllales; Amaranthaceae.
ACGUCAGUAUCAUAAAACUAUAAUAUUAUAUCAUCAAUCAUUCAGUUGUUGUUGUCUUUUGUAAUUAUUAGAGGAUAAUUUUAAGGAAAAUAAUUGAUCUCAAAAAUGGAAGUACAGUUGAAGAAAAUGGAAAAUAAUAAUGGUGAAUUUGAGAAAAGUGGGAUGGAAAUAUCGAGUCCAGAAGCGAAAUUAGGAAGAAGAGUUGAAGAUCUUUGGGAUAAUCAAGAGCCACAACUUAGUCCUACUGAUAAACUUAACGCUUGUUUUGAGAGUAUUCCUGUUUCUUCUUUCCCUCUUGCUUCUGCUUCACAAGUUGAAAUAAGAUCAGAUUGCAGCUUGGCAGAGGCUGUUAGCAUACUCUCUCAGCAUAAACUUCUUAGUGUGCCAGUUGUUGAUGUUGAGGCGUCGGAUGAUGCUACUUGGAUUGAGAGAUAUAUUGGGAUCGUGGAGUUUGCUGGAAUAGCUGUUUGGAUACUGCAUCAGUCGGAAGAUGAUGAAUCCAACAGAAUAAUCCCCUCUCCGAAGAGCAAUAGCAGUGUGGCUGCAGUUUGCACAAACGAAAUGAAUCGGGCAACAAAAGUAGAAAGCAUGAGUCCAAGAUCAGCUGCAAUUACUUCUGGAAAUUUCUUUGGGGCACUUACUGCUUCAGAGCUGUAUAAGAAAACUACGGUUCGGGAUAUUUCGGGUACAUUCCGGUGGGCUCCAUUUCUGGCCUUGCAAGAUACAAAUUCUAUGUUGACUGUCUUGCUCCUGCUCUCAAAGUACAAAAUGAAAGGUGUUCCUGUAGUUGGUGGUGCAAAGGUUGAGAAUAUCAUCACACAAUCUGCUGUUAUCCAUAUGUUAGCUGAGUGCGCCGGCCUUCAUUGGUUUGAAAACUUCGGAACCAAGAAGCUUUCUGAGCUUGGUCUUCCACUGAUGAAACCUAAGCAAGUAGUCAGGGUCUAUGAGGAUGAACCAGUUCUGCAAGCCUUCAAACUGAUGAGAUUAAAGGGGAUCGGUGGGAUUCCUGUUAUCGAACGUGAUGGAGAAAAGGCAGUUGGCAAUAUUAGCAUCAGAGAUGUUCAAUUUCUUUUGACUGCUCCAGAGAUAUACAAGGAUUGCAGAUCCAUCACUGCUAAGGAUUUCUUGCUUGCUUCAAACAAGUAUAGAGAAGAGCACAAUGAAGGCUCAACACCUCUACUAAGUGGGAUGAUUACAUGCCGAAAGGAGGACACUCUCAAGCAAGUAAUCCUCACACUUGAUUCCCUAAAGAUCCAUCGCAUCUACGUAGUUGAUGAAGACGGGAGUCUUGAAGGGCUCAUCACGCUAAGGGACAUCAUCUCGAGACUCGUACAUGAACCACGUAACUACUUUGGCGAUUUCUUCGAUGGCGUCAUACCAAUGCCAGCAAACAGUAGGGUAUGAGCAAUAACCUUUCUAACUUGGUUUUUUUGCCUGAUGAUGACCUCUGCUCAUCGGCGAACUAGAUAGAGGAAUGUGAGUUGACAGUGGUGGUAGCAGGAAUUAUAAGGACACUGGAAAGUGGCCAUUGUAUUAAGCAAAAGGUUCACAUCAUUGGCACGCCUGUUGUAUUAUAUACGUAAUAAUAGAGGAUACCUAACCUGAUGAUAUGAGCCUUGUUGUAUGGUUUUUAAGUGUUUGAUAGAGUUCAUAAUCAUUGAUGCUUUCUUUCCC